CAGAAUGUAAGUUCUUUCCAAAGAAAAUUUGUUGGUGAGGUGAAGAGGUGUGAAGAGCUGGAGCGAAUAUUGGCAUAUUUGGUGCAGGAAAUUAACAGAGCUGAUAUCCCCCUUCCUGAAGGAGAGACCAGUCUUCCUGCACCACCUCUUAAACAAGUUCUAGAAAUGCAGGAGCAGUUGCAGAAGCUGGAGGUUGAGCUGAGAGAAGUCACUAAGAACAAGGAGAAACUGCGGAAAAACUUGCUUGAACUGAUCGAGUACACUCACAUGCUCAGAGUGACAAAAACCUUCGUUAAACGAAAUGUGGAGUUUGAACCCACUUAUGAAGAAUUCCCUUCCUUAGACGGUGACUCUCUGUUGGACUACAGCUGUAUGCAGAGGCUGGCAGCAAAGCUGGGGUUUGUAUCUGGCCUAAUUCACCAAGGAAAAGUGGAAGCAUUUGAAAAAAUGUUGUGGAGGGUCUGCAAAGGGUACACCAUCCUGACCUAUGCAGAGCUGGAUGAACCCCUUGAAGACCCUGAGACAGGAGAAGUCAUAAAAUGGUAUGUGUUUUUAAUAUCCUUUUGGGGAGAGCAGAUUGGCCACAAAGUUAAGAAGAUAUGUGAAUACCACUGCCACGUUUACCCCUACCCAAAUACUGCCAAGGAGCGGAGAGAGAUUCAGGAGGGACUGAACACCCGGAUUCAAGAUCUUCAUACUGUGCUUCACAAAACGGAGGACUAUUUGAGGCAAGUGCUGUGUAAAGCCGCCGAAUCUGUCUACACCCGUGUCAUCCAGGUGAAGAAAAUGAAAGCCAUUUACCACAUUCUGAACAUGUGCAGCUUCGACGUGACAAACAAGUGCCUCAUCGCUGAAGUGUGGCGCCCCGAGGCCGACCUGCAGGGCCUGCAGCGCGCGCUGGAGGAGGGCUCGAGAGAGAGUGGUGCGACAAUCCCCUCGUUUAUGAACACAAUCCCAACAAAAGAAACACCCCCAACUCUAAUCCGCACCAACAAAUUCACCGAGGGCUUUCAGAACAUCGUGGACGCCUAUGGAGUUGGCAGCUACCGAGAAGUGAACCCAGCUCUCUUCACCAUCAUCACAUUCCUGUUUGCCGUGAUGUUUGGAGACUGUGGACAUGGCUUCGUGAUGUUCUUAUUUGCCCUCUUGUUGGUGUUAAACAAAAACCAUCCCAGACUAAAUCAGUCACAAGAGAUCAUGCGCAUGUUCUUCCACGGGCGGUACAUCCUCCUGCUGAUGGGGCUGUUCUCAGUGUACACGGGCCUCAUCUACAACGACUGCUUUUCCAAGUCCGUCAACCUGUUCGGCUCUGGGUGGAGCGUGUCUGCCAUGUACAGCGCCAACCACACUCCAGCGGAGCACCAGAAAAUGGUGCUUUGGAAUGACAGCGUUGUCAGGCACAGCAGGCUCUUACAGCUGGACCCCAGCGUCCCCGGAGUGUUCCAAGGCCCCUACCCUCUGGGCAUCGAUCCUAUUUGGAACUUGGCCACAAAUCGCCUCACUUUUCUAAACUCUUUCAAAAUGAAAAUGUCUGUGAUUUUGGUAAUUAUUCACAUGACUUUUGGAGUCGUCCUGGGAAUAUUUAACCGCUUGCAUUUCAGGAAGAAGUUCAAUAUUUACUGGGUCUCCAUCCCAGAACUUCUCUUCAUGCUGUGCAUGUUCGGGUACCUGAUAUUCAUGAUCAUCUAUAAGUGGCUGGUUUAUUCAGCAGAAACGUCCAGAGUUGCUCCCAGCAUUCUGAUUGAGUUUAUUAAUAUGUUUUUAUUCCCGACGAGUGAAACAAGUACUCUUUACUCAGGGCAGGGACACAUCCAGAGACUACUGCUGGCUGUCACUGCGCUGUCUGUCCCCGUUCUCUUCUUGUGAAAACCACUCUUUCUCUUAUGGCUCCACAAGGGCACAGCUGCUUUGGGAUCAGCAGGAGUGGUUACACGCUUGUAAGGAAAGAUAGCGAGGAAGAAGUUUCUUUGCUGGGAAGCCAAGACAUAGAAGAGGGAACUAACCAAAUGGAAGAUGGAGGUAGAGAAAUGACAUCUGAAGAGUUUAAUUUUGGAGAAAUAUUAAUGACCCAGGCAAUUCAUUCCAUCGAGUACUGUCUGGGCUGAAUCUCCAACACCGCUUCAUACCUAAGGCUCUGGGCACUCAGCCUGGCUCAUGCACGUUUGACAGUCCUCAUCCUUUUGAUCAUGGAAGGGCUUUCUGCAUUUCUUCACGCCAUACGCCUCCAUUGGG
Rhinolophus ferrumequinum (greater horseshoe bat) is the source of this 2232-nucleotide messenger RNA. RefSeq names its product V-type proton ATPase 116 kDa subunit a-like. Gene Ontology annotation, cellular component: vacuolar proton-transporting V-type ATPase complex; plasma membrane; proton-transporting V-type ATPase, V0 domain. Gene Ontology annotation, biological process: proton transmembrane transport; vacuolar acidification. Lineage: Eukaryota; Metazoa; Chordata; Mammalia; Chiroptera; Rhinolophidae. Gene Ontology annotation, molecular function: proton-transporting ATPase activity, rotational mechanism; ATPase binding. The record is from RefSeq and is a predicted model, not a curated record.